Molecule: messenger RNA, 624 nt
Organism: Ciona intestinalis (vase tunicate)
Lineage: Eukaryota; Metazoa; Chordata; Ascidiacea; Phlebobranchia; Cionidae
Source: RefSeq, a predicted model, not a curated record
ACAAUUCCAGUUGGAUCAACUACAAGACGCGAUGCAUUCCGUUCAAUCGGCCAACGAGGGUAUGGUUGAUAAGCAACUUGUAAAGAAUUUGUUGGUUGGAUAUUUUGGGACGACAUCGCACAAGCAAUCGGAUGUUAUGCGACUCAUUGUCUCGGUGCUCGGCUUUUCCAAGGAAGAGGAAAACCAAAUCAACCCCCGGAAAAGUUGGGGUGAUUGGUUGUCGUGGAAACGAACCCCGCCCAAAGUAGAAAGUGCGGAUUUAAACGAGUCGUUCUCGCAAAUGUUUGUUAAAUUUUUGGAGACGGAAUCCUCGUCCAAUCAUGCGGAACUACCAGCGUCGGCCAUGGCCACUGAAGCGCGACUAAAGUUGUCGCAACGUAAACUCGCUGCUCAAGUGCCUGCUGUAGGUGACCGAUCGACGGUGGCCGGAAGGUACAACCCCUACACCCCAUCCUCCCCCCAUCAACUUAUGCACCCCGUCGCACCAACGUUACCCACAUUCACCCCCCUUACUAAAUCAACGGAGGGAAAUAUAUUACAAGGAAUUUUACGAACCGAACCUUCGUCUUAGCUUACUGUGGUGUUUCAGUGCAAUUGUGUUUAAAAAUAAAAUUAUUUAUUCAA